UCAGGGAUAAAAAUUCCUGAUAAACCAUACGGUUUCUAACACCCCUUUUAAUCCCAGUGCAGAUCUUCCCACGUUUUCUGCCCUCAGAGAUCUUGGCUGGACUUUCUGCCCUGGCUCUCCAUUUCCACUCUCAGCACAGCAGAAAUGUUAUUUAUCCUGCUAACUACUUAUUCUGCUAACUACUUAUUCUGCUAACAGCACUGACACACCGAGCCCUGGUGCUGCUGGAAUGGCAAUGCCAAAGCUCCUUGGACCAUCAGGGUGGAGGUUUUGAUCUUGAAAGAAGUUUUCUUCUUGCUUCAGGCUCCCUGUGCAUCCCCAUCCCUGCUAUUCCUUCCUGCAGCUGCAAAGAAGGCAGAAAACUCUCUGUAGGUGCUCAAAACCCCUUUCCCACUCUUCACCUGCUCUCUGCUCCUUCCACCAGCUCGGAGAGAGGGGAACCACCUCCUUCAGGCACAGCUUUUCCUGGCAGUGCAGCAAAGCAGGAGCCUCAGGGCAGUUUUUUUUUCUCACUAGCGAGCUUCCCUUUCUUCCUUUAAUUUUUUAAAAUUAUUUUUUCACCCCCAACGGCCCAGGAGCUUCUGCCAGAAUGCGUUUUCCACGUGUUCCCUGUUAGUCAUGCUCUCCAAACCUCCCACCAGUGCCACUGAUGCUCACUCACUCCCCACCGGCACAAGCGCUCGGCGCAGCAAAAUUCCGGGCGGCGCUCCUAAAACCAGACCCGGCGGCUUGUUUGGAUUUAAAACCCUUUCAAGCCCUUCUCUCUGCUUUGGAGGGCGUGUGGAGCACCUUCCCAGCUUCUCCCGAGGCUGGGCCAGGCCGGGGGUCGGGCGGGGGCUGCCGGCAAAGGCGGGGUCUGAGCGCCUUAAAUAGGGAGCGGCGCUGGAGGCAGCCCUGGGGUUUUAUCCCGGGCAGGAUAAAGCUCUUUACCCACGGCAGAGGGAUUGGAGGCACGGGGAUGUCGGUGGAGGGGGGAAAGCCACGGCGAGAAGCAUCAUGUCUCUGUCAUAACUGAGCAGCCCUUAUGACCAACAUGAGCUGGAGCUUCCUCACCCGCCUGCUAGAAGAGAUUCACAAUCACUCCACCUUCGUGGGGAAGGUCUGGCUCACCGUGCUCAUCGUCUUCCGCAUCGUGCUGACGGCCGUGGGGGGCGAGUCCAUCUACUCCGAUGAGCAGAGCAAGUUCACCUGCAACACCAAGCAGCCGGGCUGCGACAACGUCUGCUACGACGCCUUCGCGCCGCUGUCGCACGUCCGCUUCUGGGUCUUCCAGAUCAUCGUGAUCUCCACGCCCUCCGUCAUGUACCUGGGCUACGCCAUCCACAGGAUCGCCCGCUCGGCCGAGGAGGAGAAGAAGUUCAAGGGGUUCAAGAAGAAGAAGCAGUUUGCCCUCAACUGGCAGGCCGUGCGCAACAUGGAGGACGCCAUGGAGGCCGACGAGGAGGAGCCCAUGAUCUCGGACGACGCGGCCGAGCACGAGAAGGCCAAGGCCAAGCCCAAGUGCAAGGAGCAGCAGAAGCACGACGGGAGGAGGCGCAUCCAGCAGGAGGGACUGAUGAAAAUCUACGUCUUCCAGCUCCUCACCCGGGCCUCCUUCGAGGUUUGCUUUUUGAUAGGGCAGUAUUUGCUCUACGGUUUCGAGGUGGAAGCUUACUACGUCUGCAACAGGGUCCCUUGUCCCCACACCGUGGACUGCUUCGUGUCCCGGCCCACGGAGAAGACCAUCUUCCUGCUGGUGAUGUACGUGGUGAGCUGCCUGUGCCUGCUGCUGAACAUGUGCGAGAUGUUCCACCUGGGCUUCGGCACCAUCCGCGACGCCAUCCGCAACCGGAAAAUCAACAGCUUCCGGCAGCCCCCCUACAACUACGCCUACCCCAAGAACAUCUCCUGCCCUCCCGAGUACAACCUGGUCGUCAAAUCCGAGAAGUCCACCAAGAUCCCCAACAGCCUGAUGGCCCACGAGCAGAACUUGGCCAACGUGGCUCAGGAGCAGCAGUGCACCAGCCCCGACGAGAACCUGCCGGCGGAUCUGUCCACGCUGCACAAGCACCUGCGGGUGGCCCAGGAGCAGCUGGACAUCGCCUUCCAGAGCUACAGCAGCACCCAGGCCAACACGCAGCCCUCUCGGACCAGCAGCCCCGCCUCGGGGGGCACCGUGGUGGAGCAGAACAGGGCCAACACCGCCCAGGAGAAACAAGGUGCUAAACCCAAGGCCUCGCUGGAGAAAGGCAGCUCCAGCAGUAAAGAUGGGAAGACGUCCGUGUGGAUAUAACUCUGUGAGGAAGGAGAGAGGGCGGCGUGAGAGGGGUUUUUGUUUUGGUUCGUUUCUGGUUUUCGGUGUUAUCUCGCGUUUGUUUGGCAGGGCACGUUUUUUGUGUGGAAGUCAAGAGAGUAAAAGGAGUUUCGGACCAAUUUAGUGCUGUCUUCCAGUUAACAAAAGACAUUUCUUCCCCUGUUUCCACUUCCUGAGUGACAGGGACCUCCAGAGAGUAACAGCAAACCCACCCCACCUCCCAGCCCCUGGCUCAGCGCCGCAGCCCCCAGCAGAGACUGGACAGUGUGCCGUGGUGGGAAGAGGAGGGAAAAGUCAGGCUGGCAGGGAUCAGCCACCCUCCUGCAUGGCAAGGCUGGAGUGCUGCAGGCCAGGCAGUGUUUAAUUACUAAACGCCCUUAACCAAAUUAAUUCCCGAUCCUUUGGUAAGAAAACCGCUGACAUGUUGCAGGGACCUUGGUGGCAGGCUCACAGCUGAUGGCCUGAUGCCAGGGGAGGCCUCGUUGGAUGCUGUGAGCCAGAGCUGGCACCCAGGUCAGGUCUGGGGUGACUGCCUCACACAGGGAGACCUAAAACCAGCACAGGGCUGAAGGUUUCAUCUUUCCUUCCUCUGCUCCAAACCCUCUGGAGCAGGAGCGAGCAGUGACAUUGCAUCCUACUGGUGCCUGUGUAGCCUUGCUACAGAUGUGAUGGGAAUUGUUGCAGUUAACAGGGUUUUUAACAAACUGCUGCUUCACAUCAUCAGAAAGUGCCUUUAUGCAACCAGGAAAACAGAAGUGUAAAGGGUUUAGGUUCCUUCACUUGCUGAAUUUUAGACGAUCAGCGUCGGCAAAUUUGUUUUUCUGAUUAAUUGAGGAAAAGCGCUGUUGGCAAAUUUGUUUUUCUGAUUAAUCAAACCCUUAUAAAUAGUGGCAGGAGGAAGAUCUAUGCAUAGCGUGUCUCUGGGGGGUGUGGGUGUGUGUCCAUGUGUAGAUACAGACACUCUGAACACGUGUGUGUGAACGUAGACAUAGAGAGCUACGUGUAAAUGUAAUAUCACCCCUCUGCUCCUCUACAGCCUUCCACCUCCCCUGAGAAAACCCAGCUGCUCCAGGGCUGGGGCUGAUCUCAUCCUGGGGCUUUUACCUCCAGCUCCACCUGGAACUGGGAGAGUUCCUACACUUGCUGGGGGGGCUUUGCAGAAGGUCUGGCUUCAGUGGGGACAGGGCCUGAUGAUAGAAGGAAGGUUUUCCUGAGUUUAUGUGGAAUUUUUUCAGCUGGGCUUGACUUUUA
This is a messenger RNA of Passer montanus (Eurasian tree sparrow), 3544 nucleotides long. It is a transcript of the gene GJC2, whose product is annotated as gap junction protein gamma 2. Gene Ontology annotation, biological process: cell communication. Gene Ontology annotation, cellular component: connexin complex. The record is from RefSeq and is a predicted model, not a curated record. Lineage: Eukaryota; Metazoa; Chordata; Aves; Passeriformes; Passeridae. The transcript is spliced from 2 exons. Bases 1025 to 2272 code for a protein of 415 amino acids.